Nycticebus coucang (slow loris) is the source of this 2308-nucleotide messenger RNA. It is a transcript of the gene CEP41, whose product is annotated as centrosomal protein 41. The record is from RefSeq and is a predicted model, not a curated record. Gene Ontology annotation, cellular component: ciliary basal body. The transcript has 12 exons. NCBI's taxonomy places the organism in Eukaryota, Metazoa, Chordata, Mammalia, Primates, Lorisidae. Gene Ontology annotation, biological process: protein polyglutamylation; cilium assembly. The coding region runs from base 1250 to 2266 and encodes 338 amino acids.
GUUUUGUUCAGUUUCCACUGUAGGGUUCUUGUGUACUCUCACACAGCCUCUCUGGGUUUCUGUUCUGCUGCACUGCAGACUGAUUAAGGGACACUUUCCAAACCGCAGGUCUGUCUCUUAUUAGUCCUCUAAGCUCUUUCGUUGGCUGCUUUGUUCUUUUAUUUCGAUCCAUAUUCAAUCUAAUUUCAGACUUCUUUAGCUUUCUGAAAUUCUGUAGACUUUCUCCACUUAGUCGUUUUUAGCCUUAUUUUUAUUUUUUAAAGAUUCAUCUUCCUUUUCUCAUCUCUGCACAAAGUAGUUAUUUCCUCUUUUCUUCUUUAGUCUUUACUAUUCCUGAAUAUUCGCUAAUAGCCUUGAUCUUAGACACUCAAAACUCAUUACAGACUAGAUACUCUUUAUUUUCAUUUGCUUUUUAAUUCUGUUCCUUAUGUCAAAAGAAGAAAUGUAUGUGAAAGGCGCUUACAAACCAGAAAGCACUAUACACACGUAUAACUUAUUGAGGUUAACAAAGGACCACUGUGCCUCUUUUCACGCUUUCUGCUCUUCCCAGCCAAAAGAACUUCUCCAUAGACGAAGGAAAUAUUGAAGAAAAAUAAAGCUGUGGAGUUGUCUCUUAGCAACUGAGUUCGUGCCUUAUAAAUCUUAUCCACUUUAGAUUACUGCUGCUCAAAUCACUUGCUUUUCUUACUGGCACAGUACAAAUAAUGUUAUUAAAUUAUAGGAAAACAAUGGGAAAAAUCUAAUGAAUGAGUCACUCAGUUAAUCAAUCGCACUCUGUUUUUGCAUGGCACAAUUGGCAUAGCUGGGUUGUUUCUCUAAAUUAUAAUUGUAAAACGUUUUGUUAUAUAUAUUUUAUUGCAACAUUAGUUGUAAACAAAGUAUAAGUUAAAUACCACCUUAUUUAUUUCUAGGUUGCCUGAGUCCUGAAACAAUUAUGGAUCAUACUGGUAGUUUAUAACAUAUGCCAGACCACCUGAAGCUUUCCUAGCUAAAAGAAACUGCCUGUCGUGUCAACAUCGUGCAAGUGUGGGUGAUUCCGGGACAUAGAACCAAGGGCUACUAUGUAAAAUAUUUAAGAAUAAGAUUGUGGACCACGUGCUUCGGGGUUGGCAAGGCCACUCCUAUGUUCAGAGUUACAGUGGGGAGGAGGGAUUUAUAUCCAAAGAAGAGUUCAUGGUUUCUUCUCUGAAGAUCUGGUCACCUUUCAGGUCGAUUGCAGUCUGAAGAAGCUAAAAAAGAUGGUAACAGUAUGACUAAAUACACUGAGAAACUAGAAGAGAUCAAAAAAAAUUAUAGGUACAAAAAAGAUGAGCUUUUUAAGAGACUAAAAGUUACAACUUUUGCCCAGCUGGUCAUCCAAGUUGCUUCCCUAUCUGAUCAAACACUGGAAGUGACAGCGGAGGAGAUUCAGAGGCUAGAAGACAAUGAUUCUGCAACUUCAGACCCCGAUGCUGAAAUUACUGCUGGGACCAACGGGAAAGGGAGCCCGGGCGAGCAGUCACCUAGCCCUGUCCAGUUCAUAAACAGCACAGGAGCAGGGGACUCCAGUCGCUCAACUCUGCAGAGCGUCAUCAGUGGUGUUGGGGAACUGGAUCUGGACAAAGGGCUAGUGAAGAAAGCAGAGCCUAAUACCAAAGACAAACCUUAUCCUGACUGCCCCUUCCUGCUGUUAGACGUGCGUGAUAGAGAUUCUUACCAGCAGUGCCACAUUGUUGGAGCUUACAGUUACCCAAUUGCAACUCUGUCUAGAACAAUGAACCCUUAUUCAAAUGAUAUUCUUGAAUAUAAAAAUGCCCACGGCAAGAUCAUCAUCCUGUAUGACGACGAUGAAAGGCUGGCCAGUCAGGCAGCCACUACCAUGUGCGAGCGGGGAUUUGAAAAUCUCUUCAUGCUGUCUGGAGGUCUGAAAGUCUUAUCUCAGAAAUUCCCAGAAGGACUGAUUACUGGUUCCCUUCCAGCACAUUGCCAGCAGGCCCUUCCUCCUGGUUCUGCCCGGAAGCGAUCCAGCCCCAAAGUGCCACCCCUACCUGCUGAGAAUAAAUGGAGAUUUACCCCAGAAGACUUAAAAAAGAUAAAAUAUUAUCUGGAAGAGGAUCAGGGUCCCACAGAAAAUUCUAGCCGUCUAAACCAAGUUAACUCCUCUGGAAGAGACUCCAAGGUGCCUGGUGCCCGCAGUGCUCAGAACCUGCCUGCUGGGGGCCCUGCCAGCCACUCGAACCCCCGCUCACUGGGCAGCGGACACCAGCAAGGCAAACCCUGGAAGUAAAGACUUUGUUCACUUAGUCAAAUAAAUGUUUUUUUCUCUUUU